Truncatella angustata is the source of this 1095-nucleotide messenger RNA. RefSeq lists its product as uncharacterized. The coding region runs from base 1 to 1095 and encodes 364 amino acids. NCBI's taxonomy places the organism in Eukaryota, Fungi, Ascomycota, Sordariomycetes, Amphisphaeriales, Sporocadaceae. Gene Ontology annotation, cellular component: Golgi apparatus. The record is from RefSeq and is a predicted model, not a curated record. The transcript has 2 exons.
AUGGCCUCCGCCAGCAAAUCCGGCCGUGCCAGCGGCAGCUUGUCUAGGAGCACAGCUGACCUCUUCAAGAAGAAGUGGCCACGCGCAUACUUCCUGAUCGCCGUCGUCCAGCUUAUCUUGUGCAUCGCAUUUGAGGCCUACACUUUCGCCAAGUUCAACAGCAGUUUGAAGGAUAUGAGCCAGGCCCCCUACAACACCGAUGACAAAGUCCAGCCCCAGCUCAAAACCAUCCCGACUUUCCUCGCACUCUUCAUCUUCGGCUUCCUUUACGAGCUGCUCCUCGUCUGGGAUGCUCUCCGUGUCAAAAACACCAUCCAAGUCAUUGGCAUCUGUAUCGCCAACCUCGCCCUCAUGGUCUACACCUCCAUCCAGGUCGACCAAAUGAGCGACGCCAUCACAAUCCUGAAGACCCAGAAUGCCGUCAAGGACCUCGGUGUCUGGAGCGACGUGCAAGGUGUGCUGAUCGCCAUCCCCUGCAUUAUUGGUGUUGGCACCAUAUGUUUCAGCUUCGUUGCUUGGAAGUUGUACCAGGAGUUCGCCUGGGACAUCUUGAAGCACAUUGGAGCGGACUACCGCAUGAAGAAGCGAUUCCUCCACUAUCAGAUCUAUAUUGCCCUGCUCAAGUUCGAUUUCUUCUUCUUCAUUGGCUUCACCAUACAGUUCCUUGUCGUGGUCGGAGGAAAGACUGAUGCCGAGUUUGGCUUGACGUGCGCCGCCAUCCCAAUCACCAUCGCUAUACUGCUUUGCGCCGCGUGGUUCACGCGCCGAGAGUGGAAGUGGGGAAUGGUAUUCAUCAUGGUCCUCUACCUUGGCGGUCUUGCCUACUUCAUCUUCAAGUUGUCCCGAAUCUACGAUACCACCAAGGGGCCUUUCUACCAGCCUGUCAAGAAAUCCAUGACAGCCUUUGCUGUCAUCACCAUCCUUCUCAUUGUCAUCACCGUCGUAAACUGCAUGGUUUGUAUGUUGAACUUCGGCGCCGGCCUGAAGCAACAUCUUUACAACAAGCCAAACGAUAUGGAUAAGGAUCAAGUCAGCUACUCGAUGAACGACGUCAAGCAGUCAACGCAGCUACCGACCAGAAUGACCAUUGAUUGA